Messenger RNA from Conger conger (European conger), 2932 nucleotides. RefSeq names its product solute carrier family 25 member 1a (gene slc25a1a). The transcript has 10 exons. The coding region runs from base 139 to 1236 and encodes 365 amino acids. Lineage: Eukaryota; Metazoa; Chordata; Actinopteri; Anguilliformes; Congridae. The record is from RefSeq and is a predicted model, not a curated record. Gene Ontology annotation, biological process: mitochondrial citrate transmembrane transport.
UUCAUGACUUCCCGCUUCAACAACAGAAUCUGUGAUUGUGCGGUCGCUAAGUUGUUGUCCAGGUAGUUUUGAACCACAAUUUUAAGUCGCCAUUCAUUGAAUACAGUUUGCUUUGAAUAGUAAUCUGUUAUACACGUAAUGUCGUCUUUGUGGAAACCGUUUUCAGUGUCCGAAGCACCGUGUGAUCGUAUUAGUCUGAGACGAAGAUGCUCCCAGCAAUCGCAUCCCGCUGUAUUGACCCAGAGUCCAUCCCCCAGUUUGUGUGCUGUGUCUGGCACGGCGAUGUCGCGUUGUUCGCCGGAAAUCUCCAAGUGGGGUUCGCCAAAGAGAACGUUAUCCGCUGCGGCGAUCGGGGGCAGAAAGAUAACACACCCAGGGAAAGCUAUUUUAGCAGGUGGAAUCGCAGGGGGCAUUGAGAUCUGCAUAACCUUCCCCACAGAAUAUGUGAAGACACAACUGCAGCUGGACGAGAGAGCCAACCCACCCAGAUACAGGGGAAUUGGAGACUGCGUGAAGUUGACGGUCCAGGAUCAUGGACUGCGGGGUCUAUACCGUGGCCUUAGCUCCCUGCUCUAUGGGUCCAUUCCAAAAUCUGCUGUCCGGUUCGGCACCUUUGAGUUGCUAAGCAACCCCAUGCGGGAUGCUAACGGUCGCCUGGACAACACGCGCAGCCUGCUGUGCGGGCUUGGGGCGGGCGUGGCAGAGGCCGUCCUUGUGGUCUGUCCCAUGGAGACCAUCAAGGUGAAGUUCAUUCACGAUCAGUGUUCCCUGCAGCCUCGUUACAGAGGGUUCUUCCAUGGCGUGAGCGAGAUCAUCAGAGCCGAAGGAAUCCGAGGGACUUACCAGGGCUUGACAGCAACCGUGUUGAAACAAGGCUCCAACCAGGCUAUUCGCUUCUACAUCAUGAACUUGCUCCGCAACUGGUAUAAAGGCGAUGACCCCAGGCGGGAGAUGCACCCCCUGGCGACGGCAGCUUUCGGGGCAACAGCUGGGGCCGUGAGUGUGUUUGGAAACACGCCGCUCGACGUGGUCAAGACCAGGAUGCAGGGGUUGGAGGCUCACAGAUACAGGAACACUGUGGACUGUGCUUUCCAGAUACUGCGCAAUGAGGGGCUACAAGCGUUCUACAAGGGCACUGUACCACGGCUGGGGAGAGUGUGCCUGGACGUGGCCAUAGUGUUUGUCAUCUACGAAGAAGUCGUCAAGACGCUCAACAACUUCUGGAAGACGGAAUGAAGAAAAAAUUGAGGGAGAGUGGGGGAAGGAGAGAGCAACUUAACCACACCAGUUGAAGUGUCUUCAACUUCACCAAGCUUUGACUAAGUAUAUCAGUGACCAGUGGCAAUAUACUCAGCUUCACAGUGAAGUCCGCAUCUGCAUUCGAGGCACACAAGAGGCCCGAGAUCAGUGCGAACAGCCUAUAAAUGCAGCCAGCCACGAUUCUUUGGGGACACAUUUAUUUGUACGCCCAUCUGAAUGUCAUCAGUCUAUAUGUGGCCUCAUGUUUUUUUUCAUUAAAAGGCCUUGCUGUACUUCUUCCAAGCAUGGAGAGUAUUCAUAAACCAGCAAAACUGGGCAUAUCUUAACCUUGUCUUACGAGUGGCAACCUUGCCGUUUACUUUGAUAGCGUUCUGCCAGCUGAAGCCAUUAGUUAGCAUUGGGUAGCACUCUAUGGCAUUGGCGUAGAGAGAGGUUUGCGAAAUUAGGAUGGGGAUGAGUCAGUCGUUCAUUCACGAAAAGUUGACAUGGAUUCUAAAUGUUGCUUUUAAUCUAAUGUUGGUUUUUUCAAGGGCUUGUCUUGGCCUUAAGCCAGUGCAUCUAAACUCACGCCUGUAAGCUUUUAAUCAAACUUUUUGCAGCUGGGAUGGGUCAUUUCAGCUUGUCCGCUGGCUUCUGUUCUGCCUCUGCUUUCAUCGGUUUGCUUGAGUUUGGUUAAUAAGUCAGACACCCUGGUGUUCCAAGUGAACAUCACUUCCUAACCGGAAAGUACAUUUUAAAUAGAAAUAGGCUGCGUUAUCAUUUCAGUUUGUCGGAUUACUUACUGGAUUUGCUGCCAAGUGUUAAGCACUCGCUGUUGCCUACCUGAAAGCAGAGGCUCUGAUUGGUAGUUCCUCUCAAAUUAGCUUGUACAGUGCACCUGCGAGUACACUAGAAACUUAAACAAGACUACCAUCAGCAUAAAGAGCCAUUUCACUGAUGAAAGCAGUAUGCCAAAACCUCUGAAUACUUUCAGAACGUUGGGCCCUCUGGAACACGACUGCCCAUCCCAGCUUCAGAGAGAAGACUUCAGAGAGAUGAAAGAAACCUCACCUCUCCAAAAAUACACAGCCUUGUGCCAAGCCUUUAUUGUUGUGGCCUUCUUCAGCACAAUCUACGCAGCACCUGCACAGGCAUGGUCAGUUCCACCACCUACUGCUAUUUUUAGCAUGUCUUUCAGAAAUGGAGAAAAAGACAAUGGCUUUCUUGGACUGUGUUCAUUGCUUUAUUAUGAGAAAGUGUGCAGUGUGGACAAACUGGCCAGUAACGUCUGGAGCUCCUAAUGCAUUUGUGUGCUUCAGUACCGAACAAUUUGACAAACAUUUCAGAUUUCAGAACUGACCACCAAAGGGAAUUAUGACAUCGUCAUUAAGUUGCUGUGCACGAUAAAGCAAAACCUUAUUCACUUGAUUGACAAAUGUAAUAAUUGAUAACCAUUUGUGGAUUGUGAAAUGUUGAGUGCAGAAUAACACACAGAAUUGGUGCUGGCGCUGAUCCCUGAAACUGCAGAUCCACACAACUCUUUCUCCUCUGAAAUGCAUGAUUGUGUUCCGCCAGCAGUCUGCCAACAAGUUACUGUGCAAGCCUCUGAAAUGUAUUUCACCUAUCAUCUUCACCUGGGUCAGAGGUGUACAACUUCAGGACUUAAAUGACUGAAUAAACUGAAAAACCUGUA